Tripterygium wilfordii is the source of this 1479-nucleotide messenger RNA. RefSeq names its product dirigent protein 22-like. Lineage: Eukaryota; Viridiplantae; Streptophyta; Magnoliopsida; Celastrales; Celastraceae. Bases 765 to 1361 code for a protein of 198 amino acids. The record is from RefSeq and is a predicted model, not a curated record. The transcript has a single exon.
UGAUUCAUGGAAUUAGGUGACGCUUUCAUGUGAAUAAAUACACAAUAUCUUAUUAGUGGAUCAAAAUGUUCAUCGACAAGCAUCUACAUUGCUAGCUAUAGCCAAAUGGGAUAGUGUCAAUUGGGUAAUAAUUUGUAGUAAAUGUAGACAAAGAAUAUGUUUUCUUUGAUAAGCAACGAUACACUAGACAGCAAAGAGAAAAGAUACAAAAGAUCAUCAAUAAGGAUGGCAUUUGAGAGAAAAUCCAAAUGAACAGACCUAGCAAAGUGACUGAAGAACUACGUAAAAAUGUAGAGGAACACCAAAGUGAAGACAAAGGGAUAUAUAUAAAUGGUAAUAUCUGGUAGCAUUUGUUUGCCUCGCGACACCCCAGACCCACGGACUGGGGUGUCAUAAUGUCGAACAAAUGCUGGAAACAACUUUACAAGCUGUCAUCUUAUAGAGAGAAUAUUGAUUCACAGGAAGGGGAUAAACACAACUCAAUAAAGACUAAUCAAGAAAAGUGUGUUCUUGAUAAGAAAUACUGAAAGAAAUUUGGGUCUAGCUUACAAAUUCCAAAAGACAAGACAGAGAUUUAACUUAAAUCAUUUUAAAAUAUUCCUUUGAUUACUAGUCUUCGAUCAAAAAUUCUUAUAAUAAUCGAUCAAAAUUUUUGUAUACAUUUAUGUAAUAUAAUUAAUACCUAGUAGUUGCACGUAAGUCACUAUAAAUAUGCACCCUUAAAACUUCUAGAGCUACAAUUGAGUACAGUAGAGCCAGUGACCAUGACUAGAGCAAGAGUUCUUCCCAUUACACACGCCAAAUUCCUCAUCUUCCUAAUCUUCUCAAACUUGGUCACAGUCCUAGUCAACGGGGAAGGAAUUGAUGAAGACUUUGUUCGAACCCUAGAUCACAAGCUCAUCGGUCUCAAGAAGGAAAAGCUUAGCCAUUUUCGGCUAUACUGGCAUGACAUUGUUAGUGGCAAAAACCCCACUACAGUACCUGUAGUGAAAUCAGUAUCCAACACAUCAGCGACUGGUUUUGGCACGAUAGUGAUGAUCGAUGAUCCGUUAACAUUAGGGCCUAAAUUGAGCUCAAAAUUGGUAGGAAGGGCACAAGGGUUUUAUGCAUUAGCAUCACAAGAAGAAAUUGAGUUGUUGAUGGCUAUGAAUUUUGUUUUCAUUGAAGGCAAGUACAACGGCGGCACAAUAACAAUCUUGGGGAGAGACACAGUUUUCUCUAAGGUUAGAGAGAUGCCAGUGAUCGGAGGGAGCGGACUUUUCCGAUUUGCUAGAGGUUAUGUUCAGGCUACUACUUAUAUGUUUAAUCAAGCGUCUGGAGAUGCCACUGUUGAGUAUAAUGUUUAUGUGAUUCAUUAUUGACGGACGGUGAUCUCUAGAUUAUUCACUCUUUCUCAAUGGACAAGAUGAAGUGCUAUCUGUCAUUUACUUUUUUGACCUUGACUUCAUAUUUACGAAUGGUCAAAUAAAGUGGGAUCUG